UUAUCCGGGAAUAGCAUGAGUGGAGAAAUAGCUGAAUUCCUUAAAAUAGGUGUGUGUGAUAAGUCCCAGAAUCCGAUGCCAAGUCUUAUGUACUUGUGGUUGAGUAAUAAUCAGCUUCAUGGGAAAUUACCUGAAUGGAUCUUUCAGAUUGAGACUCUGGUGGAUCUUGAGGUGAGCCAUAAUAAGCUGCAAGGCCAAAUUCCCUUAUCUAUGGGGAGAUUGACAGCCCUAGAAACUUUGGGGCUUGGUGGGAAUGACCUUAAUGGUUAUGUGCCAUCUAGUUUGGGGCAGCUUUCCAAGCUGGCUGUUUUGGAUAUCUCUUCAAAUCAUUUAACAGGCUUAAUUUCUGAAACCCAUUUUAGAGACCUACUCAACCUGAAAAUAUUGGACAUGUCUUCCAAUUCAUUGGUUUUCAAUUUGAGCUUAAAGUGGGUGCCUCCAUUUCGUGUUACAAAGCUUAACAUGAGAUCGCGCAAUUUGGGUAGCCAGUUUCCAAAUUGGGUUAAAAACCAAAGAGAGGUCAUGUACUUGGAUCUUUCGAACACCAGCAUUUUUUAUACAAUUCCCAACUGGUUUUGGGAUAUUUCUACAAAUCUUUCUCUGUUGAACCUUUCAAACAACCAGAUUGAAGGGCAGCUGCCAAACCCCUUCAUGAUCCAUGCAUUUGCAGAUGUUGAUCUGAGCUUUAACCUUUUUGAAGGUCUCAUUCCUAUCCCAUCAUCGGAUCUUACAAUGUUUGACCUCUCUAGCAAUCAUUUCCAUGGUCCAAUCCCCUCUAGCAUUGGAGAAUCAGCGCCUAGUAAUAUUUUCCUCUCCCUCUCUAACAAUCGUAUUACAGGCCCCAUUCCAAUGUCUAUUGGUGGCAUGAUGUAUCUUCAAGUUCUUGAUCUUUCACGGUAUAAUUUGACAGGCAAUAUCCCUCCAAGCAUUGGGAAUUGCUCGUAUCUUAAAGUUAUAGAUAUGUCAAGCAACAAACUUUCUGGAGGCAUUCCUUUGUCAUUCAUUCAUUAAGUCCAGCUUAAAAGUUUGCACCUGGAUGCUAACAAUCUUUCAAGGGGUUUCCCUUUACCAUUGAAGAAUU
This is a messenger RNA of Amborella trichopoda, 1081 nucleotides long. Lineage: Eukaryota; Viridiplantae; Streptophyta; Magnoliopsida; Amborellales; Amborellaceae. The record is from RefSeq and is a predicted model, not a curated record.